This is a messenger RNA of Penicillium robsamsonii, 351 nucleotides long. RefSeq lists its product as uncharacterized. The record is from RefSeq and is a predicted model, not a curated record. The transcript is spliced from 2 exons. Lineage: Eukaryota; Fungi; Ascomycota; Eurotiomycetes; Eurotiales; Aspergillaceae. The coding region runs from base 1 to 351 and encodes 116 amino acids.
AUGGGCUUUGAUGCCAUUACCGGUGCCUUUAGCUCCAUCGAUUGGACAGGGAAGGAUGGUCGACCUCUUCUUGGCUCUAGCAACACUAAGCAAGGUGAGCAAGCAAUUUGGGUUGAUCACCGCCCUCGUACGUACUUGGGUAUGACAGCUUGCUCUAUGCCAAACACGUUCAUGGUCCUGGGGCCCCAUCAGCCAUUCAGUAACGCUCCCGGACAAUUGAGCACGCCGUGGAGGUUAUUUCGGAUCUCCUGCAAUACUGCAAAAACAACGAGCCCACUGGAGAAGCCGUGGAUGUGUGGACGGAUCAUGUUGUUGAGAGCAGCAAAGGGGCUUUGUCAAACGAAACUAUAG